Molecule: messenger RNA, 7924 nt
Organism: Onychomys torridus (southern grasshopper mouse)
Lineage: Eukaryota; Metazoa; Chordata; Mammalia; Rodentia; Cricetidae
Gene: Lrp4
Product: LDL receptor related protein 4
Exons: 38
Coding region: 201-5918 (1905 amino acids)
Biological process (GO): chemical synaptic transmission; receptor-mediated endocytosis involved in cholesterol transport; Wnt signaling pathway involved in somitogenesis
Molecular function (GO): protein binding; calcium ion binding
Source: RefSeq, a predicted model, not a curated record
CUGGCGGGGCGGCUUCGGCUCCGGCAGCACUGGAGGCGGCAGCAGCCGGGAGGGCGACUCGCAGGGCGCGCCAGCGGCGCGGGACCAGGGACGCUUUCCACCCCAGGGAGAUCCUCGGCUGAUUCUCUCUGCCCCGGCGUCCCGUAGGAGCCCGCGGGACCCCCGGGCCGGCAGGGAGCGCCGGCGGCGGCCGCAGCACCAUGAGGCGAUGGUGGGGCGCGCUGCUGCUUGGCGCCCUGCUCUGCGCACACGGCCUAGCCAGCAACCUGGAGUGUGCGUGUGGUCGGAGCCACUUCACGUGUGCAGUGAGCGCCCUCGGCGAGUGCACCUGCAUCCCCGCCCAGUGGCAGUGUGAUGGAGACAAUGACUGCGGGGACCACAGCGACGAGGAUGGGUGUAUGCUGCCGACCUGUUCCCCUCUGGACUUCCACUGUGACAACGGCAAGUGUAUCCGCCGCUCCUGGGUGUGCGAUGGGGACAAUGACUGUGAAGAUGACUCUGACGAGCAGGACUGUCCCCCCCGAGAGUGUGAGGAGGAUGAGUUCCCCUGCCAGAACGGCUACUGCAUCCGGAGCCUGUGGCACUGUGAUGGAGACAAUGACUGUGGUGACAACAGUGACGAACAGUGUGACAUGCGCAAGUGCUCAGACAAGGAAUUCCGCUGCAGCGAUGGGAGCUGCAUUGCCGAGCAUUGGUACUGCGACGGUGACGCGGACUGCAAAGACGGCUCUGAUGAGGAGAGCUGCCCCUCAGCAGUGCCCUCUCCUCCAUGCAAUCUGGAGGAGUUCCAGUGUGCCUAUGGACGCUGCAUCCUUGACAUCUACCACUGUGACGGGGAUGAUGACUGUGGAGACUGGUCGGAUGAAUCUGACUGUUCUUCCCACCAGCCCUGCCGCUCUGGGGAAUUCAUGUGUGACAGUGGGCUGUGCAUCAACGCAGGCUGGCGCUGUGAUGGUGACGCAGACUGCGAUGACCAGUCUGAUGAACGCAACUGCACCACCUCCAUGUGCACAGCCGAACAGUUUCGCUGUCGGUCAGGCCGCUGUGUCCGUCUGUCCUGGCACUGUGAUGGGGAGGAUGACUGUGCAGACAACAGUGAUGAAGAAAACUGUGAGAACACAGGAAGCCCCCAGUGUGCCUCUGACCAGUUCCUGUGUUGGAAUGGGCGAUGCAUCGGGCAGAGGAAGCUGUGCAAUGGGGUCAAUGACUGUGGUGACAGCAGUGACGAAAACCCGCACCAGAACUGUCGGCCCCGGACGGGUGAGGAGAACUGCAAUGUUAACAACGGUGGCUGUGCCCAGAAGUGCCAGAUGGUGCGGGGGGCAGUGCAGUGUACCUGCCACACAGGCUACCGGCUCACAGAGGAUGGGAGAACAUGCCAGGAUGUGAAUGAAUGUGCUGAGGAGGGGUACUGCAGCCAAGGCUGUACAAACAGCGAAGGGGCUUUCCAGUGCUGGUGUGAAGCAGGUUAUGAGCUGCGGCCCGACCGGCGCAGCUGCAAGGCUCUGGGGCCAGAACCUGUGCUACUGUUUGCCAAUCGUAUCGACAUCCGGCAGGUGCUCCCGCACCGCUCUGAAUACACACUGCUACUCAACAACCUGGAGAACGCCAUUGCCCUUGACUUUCAUCACCGGCGGGAGCUGGUCUUCUGGUCUGAUGUCACCCUGGAUCGCAUCCUCCGUGCCAACCUUAAUGGCAGCAAUGUGGAGGAGGUUGUGUCUACUGGGCUAGAGAGCCCAGGGGGCCUGGCUGUGGAUUGGGUCCACGACAAGCUCUACUGGACUGACUCAGGGACAUCGAGGAUUGAGGUGGCUAACCUGGAUGGGGCCCAUCGGAAGGUGCUGCUGUGGCAGAACCUGGAGAAGCCCAGGGCCAUUGCCCUGCACCCCAUGGAGGGAACCAUUUACUGGACAGAUUGGGGCAACACUCCCCGCAUUGAGGCCUCCAGCAUGGAUGGCUCUGCACGGCGCAUCAUUGCUGACACUCAUCUCUUCUGGCCCAAUGGCCUCACCAUCGACUAUGCUGGACGCCGAAUGUACUGGGUGGAUGCUAAACACCACGUCAUCGAGAGGGCCAAUCUAGAUGGGAGUCACCGCAAGGCUGUCAUUAGCCAGGGCCUCCCACAUCCCUUUGCCAUCACAGUUUUUGAAGACAGCUUGUACUGGACAGACUGGCACACCAAGAGCAUCAAUAGUGCCAACAAGUUUACUGGGAAGAACCAGGAGAUCAUUCGUAACAAGCUGCACUUCCCCAUGGAUAUUCAUACCUUACACCCUCAGCGCCAGCCUGCAGGGAAAAACCGUUGUGGGGACAACAACGGAGGCUGCACCCAUCUGUGUCUACCCAGUGGCCAGAGUUACACCUGUGCCUGCCCCACUGGCUUCCGCAAGAUCAACAGCCACGCCUGUGCCCAGAGUCUUGACAAGUUCCUGCUUUUUGCCCGAAGGAUGGACAUCCGUCGGAUCAGCUUCGACACAGAGGACCUGUCCGACGAUGUCAUCCCACUGGCUGACGUGCGCAGUGCUGUGGCCCUGGACUGGGACUCCCGGGAUGACCACGUGUACUGGACCGAUGUCAGCACUGAUGCCAUCAGCAGGGCCAAGUGGGAUGGAACAGGACAGGAGGUGGUAGUGGAUACCAGUUUGGAAAGCCCCGCUGGCCUGGCAAUUGAUUGGGUCACGAACAAGCUCUACUGGACAGAUGCAGGUACAGACCGAAUUGAAGUGGCGAACACAGACGGUAGCAUGAGGACAGUGCUCAUCUGGGAGAACCUUGACCGUCCUCGGGACAUCGUGGUAGAGCCCAUGGGCGGGUACAUGUAUUGGACUGACUGGGGUGCAAGUCCCAAGAUUGAACGAGCUGGCAUGGACGCCUCCAGACGCCAAGUCAUCAUCUCGUCUAACCUGACAUGGCCUAACGGAUUAGCUAUUGACUACGGGUCCCAGCGGCUGUACUGGGCUGAUGCCGGCAUGAAGACUAUUGAAUUCGCCGGGCUGGAUGGCAGCCAGAGGAAGGUGCUGAUUGGAAGUCAGCUGCCCCACCCUUUUGGGCUGACUCUAUAUGGACAGCGCAUCUAUUGGACCGACUGGCAGACCAAAAGUAUACAAAGCGCUGACCGGCUGACCGGGUUAGACCGGGAGACGCUACAGGAGAACCUGGAAAACCUCAUGGACAUCCAUGUCUUCCACCGCCAGAGGCCUCCAGUGAUGACGCCCUGUGCUGUGGAGAACGGUGGCUGCAGCCACUUGUGUCUCCGGUCCCCCAACCCAAGCCGUUUCAGCUGUACCUGCCCCACAGGCAUCAACCUGAUGACUGAUGGCAAGACAUGUUCCCCAGGCAUGAACAGCUUCCUCAUCUUCGCCAGGAGGAUCGAUGUGCGCAUGGUCUCCUUGGAUAUCCCUUACUUUGCUGAUGUGGUAGUCCCAAUCAACAUGACCAUGAAGAAUACCAUUGCCAUUGGAGUGGACGCCCUGGAAGGAAAAGUGUACUGGUCUGACAGCACGCUGCACAGGAUCAGCCGUGCCAGCUUGGAUGGCUCACAACAUGAGGACAUCAUCACCACAGGUCUGCAGACCACAGAUGGACUUGCAGUGGAUGCCAUCGGCCGGAAAGUGUACUGGACAGACACGGGGACGAACCGGAUUGAAGUUGGCAACCUGGAUGGGUCUAUGCGGAAAGUGUUGGUGUGGCAGAACCUUGACAGUCCCCGGGCCAUUGUACUAUACCACGAAAUGGGGUUCAUGUACUGGACAGACUGGGGGGAGAAUGCCAAGUUAGAACGGUCUGGAAUGGAUGGUUCAGAUCGGACUGUGCUCAUCAACAACAACCUAGGAUGGCCCAAUGGGCUGACUGUGGACAAGGCCAGCUCCCAACUGCUCUGGGCUGAUGCCCACACUGAGAGAAUUGAGGCAGCCGACCUGAAUGGUGCCAAUCGGCAUACAUUGGUGUCACCAGUACAGCACCCAUAUGGCCUCACUCUGCUCGACUCCUAUAUCUACUGGACCGACUGGCAGACCCGUAGCAUCCACCGGGCUGACAAGAAUACUGGCAGUAAUGUCAUCUUGGUGAGGUCCAACCUGCCAGGCCUCAUGGACAUCCAAGCUAUUGACCGGGCACAGCCACUGGGUUUUAAUAAGUGUGGCUUGAGAAAUGGCGGCUGUUCCCACCUCUGCUUACCUCGGCCUUCCGGUUUCUCCUGUGCCUGCCCCACUGGCAUCCAGCUGAAGGGGGACGGGAAGACCUGUGACCCCUCUCCAGAGACCUACCUGCUCUUCUCUAGCCGAGGCUCCAUUCGCCGUAUCUCGCUGGACACCGAGGACCACACAGAUGUGCACGUUCCUGUUCCUGGGCUCAACAACGUCAUCUCCCUGGACUACGACAGUGUGGAUGGGAAGGUCUACUACACAGACGUGUUCCUGGAUGUUAUCAGGCGAGCUGACCUGAAUGGCAGCAACAUGGAGACUGUCAUUGGGCAUGGGCUGAAGACCACUGACGGCCUGGCAGUGGACUGGGUUGCCAGAAACCUGUAUUGGACAGAUACAGGCCGAAAUACCAUCGAAGCGUCUCGGCUAGACGGUUCCUGUCGCAAAGUGCUAAUCAACAACAGUCUAGACGAGCCCCGGGCCAUUGCUGUCUUCCCCAGAAAGGGGUACCUCUUCUGGACAGACUGGGGCCACAUUGCCAAGAUCGAACGGGCAAACCUGGAUGGUUCUGAGCGGAAGGUCCUCAUCAACACAGACCUAGGCUGGCCCAAUGGCCUUACCUUGGACUAUGAUACCCGCAGGAUCUACUGGGUAGAUGCCCAUCUGGAUCGGAUCGAGAGUGCUGACCUCAGUGGGAAGCUGCGGCAGGUCUUGGUCAGCCAUGUGUCCCACCCCUUUGCCCUCACACAGCAGGACAGGUGGAUCUACUGGACAGACUGGCAGACCAAGUCCAUCCAGCGUGUCGACAAGUACUCGGGCCGCAAUAAGGAGACAGUGCUGGCCAAUGUGGAGGGACUCAUGGACAUCAUCGUGGUGUCCCCUCAGCGGCAGACAGGGACCAAUGCCUGUGGUGUGAACAAUGGUGGCUGUACCCACCUCUGCUUUGCCAGAGCCUCUGACUUUGUGUGUGCCUGUCCUGAUGAGCCCGACAGUCAGCCCUGUUCCCUUGUACCUGGCCUAGCGCCUCCCGCUACCAGAGCUACCAGCGUGAGUGAAAAGAGCCCAGUACUACCCAACACACUGCCCACCACUUUGCAUUCUUCUACCACCAGGACCCGCACAGCUCUGGAGGGGGCAGGAGGAAGAUGCUCUGAAAGGGAUGCUCAGCUGGGCCUCUGUAUACAUUCCAACGAGGCUGUACCUGCUGCUCCAGGUGAAGGACUUCACAUCAGCUACGCCAUCGGUGGGCUCCUCAGUAUUCUGUUGAUUUUGAUGGUGAUUGCAGCUUUGAUGCUAUACAGACACAGAAAAUCUAAGUUCACGGAUCCUGGGAUGGGAAACCUGACCUACAGCAACCCCUCCUACCGAACUUCCACCCAGGAAGUGAAAAUUGAAGCAGUUCCCAAACCAGCCAUGUAUAAUCAACUGUGCUAUAAGAAAGAGGGUGGGCCUGACCACAAUUACACCAAGGAGAAGAUCAAGAUUGUAGAGGGAAUUUGCCUCCUCUCUGGAGAUGAUGCUGAAUGGGAUGACCUCAAGCAGCUGCGAAGCUCCCGGGGGGGCCUUCUACGGGAUCAUGUAUGCAUGAAGACAGACACAGUGUCCAUCCAGGCCAGCUCUGGCUCCCUAGAUGACACGGAGACAGAGCAGCUGCUGCAAGAAGAGCAGUCUGAGUGUAGCAGUGUCCACACUGCAGCCACUCCCGAAAGACGGGGCUCUCUGCCAGACACGGGCUGGAAACAUGAACACAAGCUCUCCUCAGAGAGUCAGGUCUAAGUGGCCACAUUCUCUUUCCUGCCUGCCCACUCCUUCUCCUCUAUGGACUUCUGAUCCUUGUGCUCACAUAACAGCAGGCUCCUUUCCCAUGUGCUCAUCUUCCUCCUCCCACCCCAAACUGCUUCCAAGCCCCCAUAGAACCUGUUACUCACCUGAGUCCACAACUUACCUGGGGACAAGAAAUGAGGGCACAUCUCAAGAAUUUAGACCUGUUUACCAUGAACUUCACCUCUUGUGCUCUACCCUGGGCUCCCUGAAACUGGGCUCAGCAUGAUUCCUGGUCAGCAUAGAGCUCCAUCUCUCUUUCCCCUGGCACCCUCUGUGCCCUGGCCCAGAGUACUGAAGCAAUUGAUGAUGUAAGACUCUUCCCCAUCACAGCUGACAUGAUGGUUUCUCAGUGAACUAGCUUACUAGAGACUGGGACUGGAGGUCACAGGUAAAGGGUAAUGGAUAGAGGUUGAGAGAAUGGAAAAUCAUCCCAGCUGGUCUGGGUAUUUGUGAAACCUCCAGCCUCAUAUGUUGGUAAUGAUGAAAAAUUUUUGUGGGGUACUUGAGCCCUGGUGUCUUGUCCAUUGCUGGCAGUGGACAUUCUUCUCACCCAGGAGUCACAGCUUUGUCAGCUGUGAUACAGCGAAGUGUGGGUAUGGCUUAAGCUGUUCUUCCUGCUGGAAUGUCUGGGGCCAUUUCUACCUUGGAUAACUGGAGGCCCCUGUCAUGGCAACUCACUAAUAGGAAUUCCCUCCUGGUGCUGCUACUGGCCAGUACUCUUCCUAAGCCUUUAACUAUGUUGUGAGCUUGCGUGAACAGCAGGUGGGCCUUGGAGACUAGACCUCUAAGACUUUGAGAAGCUCUGCAUAGAUUAAGCACAGUAUUCUAUGGACUUCACUAUUCUUUCUCUCUCCCAUUCUCUGGGGUUCUAAGAGAAGCAAUUCUGUAACAGCCUCUCAAAGAAUGACUAGACAUUUCCCUAAAUGGUCAGGAAGAACAACUAGAGAGAGACAAGAUACCCAGGGGCCCAGGAGAAGUAUUAUGAGGUUCAUUCUCAAGUGCUCAGGGACACAAGUUCAUGGACACAACCUGUGGCUUUAGGUGGAAAAGCUCACAUGCCAACUCUUCCCAGCCACUGUCCACACUAAAGUGCUACCACUGUGUCAUGCUCCUUUAGACCAAGGGCUUCUCUCAGCAGAGCUGAGACCUUUUUGUGUUGCCCUAAAAUGUCUUCCCAGCUCUUCACUUCUGAGAGAGGGGAGUCUAGGUUUGCUUUUUCUAAUCUAUCUUUAUGUCACCAUCAGUCUCAAAGGUCCAGUGAAGAAGAGGGCCAAUGAAGAUGCAAAGUGGUGAGCCAGAAGAAAGGCAGUAAGAACUAGUCCAGAGCACUUCUCUCUAGAAACUGAUGCGACAGGAGAGAUUGACAGGAGCUGAGAAUGGAGGGGAGGGCUUUUAAUUUUUCUGAUUUAAAACAUCUUUCAUGGUUAUUGUUCAGAGAUCAGCAGCAAAGCAUAUGCAUGAAAAAACAGGACAAGAUCAAAUCUUCUCUGGUUAGUUACAGGAGUAGGAGACAGAUGUCAAAGCAUUAUCUUGUUCUUAGGCCUUUUCCAGUGCACCAAUUUAAAAUGUACAGUGCCACUCCUAAGAGGAAGUAGGGACAUUUCAUGCUGAAUGAGGCAGCAUUUGAGUCUUUAAAUUCACAGUUGGGGAGGAGGAAAAAAAAACAAGAAGAGUAGCAUCCUCCUGAGUGGAAAGGGGCAAGGCAAGGUUCUUAUUGCACUUGGGCUGUUCGGAAUGUAGAAAGGACAUAUUUGAGGAAAAUUUGAGCACUGAUUUACUCUGUACAAAGGGCAAAAUCUCUCUGUCCGAAACUAAUGGAAUUGAUUUUCCCAUGCUCGUGUGUAAUGAUUUUAACAUUACUUACUGGAGAGAUUGGACUUUCUGGAGUUAUUUAACCACUAUGUUCAGUGUUUUAGGGCUUUAUGAUAAUUUAAUAUAAAUUUAGCUUUUCUUAAUUA